This is a messenger RNA of Impatiens glandulifera, 540 nucleotides long. Its product is annotated as protein EXPRESSION OF TERPENOIDS 1-like. Gene Ontology annotation, molecular function: DNA binding; DNA-binding transcription factor activity. Gene Ontology annotation, biological process: positive regulation of DNA-templated transcription. Lineage: Eukaryota; Viridiplantae; Streptophyta; Magnoliopsida; Ericales; Balsaminaceae. The coding region runs from base 1 to 540 and encodes 179 amino acids. The record is from RefSeq and is a predicted model, not a curated record. The transcript is spliced from 2 exons. Gene Ontology annotation, cellular component: nucleus.
AUGAUGAGAGGAGGGAGUUCGACAGCAAGAUGCCAAGAAUGUGGAAAUCAGUCUAAGAAAGACUGUGGAUAUAUGAGAUGUAGAACUUGCUGCAAAAGCAGAGGGUUUCAAUGUGCAACCCAUGUGAAAAGCACGUGGAUCCCUCUCUCUCUACGCCGUCCAAGACAACAACAAUUCUUUCAGCAUUCUCAACUUCACAAUGAUGAUCAUCAACUUCAAACCCAAUCCACAAUUCCUAACCCUAAAAGAACCAAACCCUUCAAUCUCACUUCUAAUACUUCUUCAUCAGGGAUGCAAAAUGGGGAUCAAUUUCCAGCAGAAGCAACCAUGAAGGCAACAUUUAAAUGUGUUAGAAUGAUGUCAUCAACAGAUGAUGUUGUGAAUCAAUGUGCAUAUCAAACUUCUGUUAACAUUGGAGGACAUGUUUUCAAAGGUGUUCUUUAUGAUCAAGGGCCAGAUAAUGAUCAUCAUCAAGAUCAAGAUCAUGAUCAUCAACGUAAUCAGACUGCUUGCUACAGUACUGUUGCUGAUCCUUGGUAA